GUGGGGGGCUGAUGUGAACUCGAUGUUCCGAAUGUGCGAAGAGAUACUGUGAGGUUGGUGUAGGAGCAAAUCCGGAUUACUGUCGAAUCUGCUCCGUACAUUACGCUCCUGACACUUUCCUCACAUAGUGCACAUCUCAGCGUGUAUUGUGAAUUCGUUUUGGACUUAUUUCGUUUACUCUUUACCCCAUCACGGAAAAAAAAUGACCCAGUAAUGCGAGUUCGUUGGUGAGGGGUCGAAUGUUCGAACAAAUGCCACGUUUAUGAAAACUGACAAUUUGCUCCGUGGUUUACUGGAUUCAGAUAAAAGUGGAAAACAGGAAAAAUUUCUUCUGGGGUUCAUUGCAGUGUUUUAUUUAUUACUCUGAGCUCUGAAGAACUGCUGCAUUCUUGAUAUUGGAUUUGGUUUCUAAUUCUACUUUCUCGAUAGUUGGUUUUCCUUCUUCUUGUGAGUAUGGCGGGGAAGGUUAUGAAAGCUGUUCGUUAUGAGGCUUAUGGUGGUGGAUCAGCUGGUUUGAAGCAUGUGGAAGUUCCUGUUCCAACACCAAAGAGAGAUGAAGUUUUGCUGAAGCUGGAGGCAACAAGUCUAAAUCCGGUGGAUUGGAAAAUUCAGAAGGGCAUGCUACGACCAUUUCUACCACGCAAAUUCCCUUACAUACCAGCUACUGAUGUAGCAGGAGAGGUGGUAGAGGUUGGGUCUGGAGUCAAGGAUUUCAAAGUUGGUGACAAAGUCAUUGCUGUGCUUAGCCAUUUUAUAGGAGGUGGUCUUGCUGAGUUUGCUGUGGCCCAAGAGAGCUUGACAGUUAAGCGGCCUCCUGAAGUAUCAGCACCUGAAGGUGCAGGAUUACCUGUAGCUGGCGGCACUGCACACCAGAUGCUUGUCAGUUCUGCUGGGGUCAAGCUUGAUGGUAGUGGCAAGCCAACAAACAUUCUGAUUACUGCAGCCUCAGGUGGUGUAGGUCACUAUGCUGUUCAGCUGGCAAAGCUUGGGAAAACACAUGUCACAGCAACCUGUGGAGCUCGAAACAUCGAGUUGGUUAAGAGCCUAGGGGCAGAUGAAGUUCUUGAUUAUAAGACCACAGAUGGAGCAGCAUUAAAGAGCCCUUCUGGUCGGAAAUAUGAUGUAGUUCUCCACUGUGCAACCGGUAUUCCUUGGUCAACCUUUGAGCCAAAUUUGAGCGAUAACGCCAAGGUUAUAGAUAUCACUCCUAACCUUAGUUCCUUGUUGACGUUUGCAUUGAAGAAGUUGACUUUCUCAAAGAAGCAGUAUGUGCCAUUACUUGUAAUCCCCAAGAAAGACAAUCUGGAAUUUUUGGUUAAUUUGGUGAAGGAAGGGAAGCUCAAGACUUUACUGGACUCAAAAUAUCCACUUAGUAAGGCUGAAGAUGCUUGGGCUAAGAUCAUAGAAGGUCAUGCUACUGGGAAAAUAAUCGUGGAGCCAUAAAUUAUUAGUCCCUUGGUGGUGGGGGGAUGUAUUUCAGUAAUAUCACUAUGCAAGGGACUUGUAGAAGAUAUACUAGAAUAGUCCUUGUGCACAAUUCUUGUGUUAAAAUUCCUGUGUAUCUAAUAUACUGUUUUCUGGAAACCAUAGUGUCUUUUCUAUUUGACGGUUCCAUUUUUAGACCCUGUGGUUGUAUUAUUUUAUUCUGUGCAAUAUUUGACAUAGAGCACCUAUGUACAGUCUUCUAAUGUGUUUGUGCUUGGAACUUGAUGUUUUGUUCUAUGAUCUUGGCAGCAUUCAUAUCUCUA
This is a messenger RNA of Nelumbo nucifera (sacred lotus), 1748 nucleotides long. RefSeq names its product chloroplast envelope quinone oxidoreductase homolog. The record is from RefSeq and is a predicted model, not a curated record. Lineage: Eukaryota; Viridiplantae; Streptophyta; Magnoliopsida; Proteales; Nelumbonaceae. Gene Ontology annotation, molecular function: oxidoreductase activity.